Mytilus trossulus (common blue mussel) is the source of this 3033-nucleotide messenger RNA. RefSeq lists its product as uncharacterized. The record is from RefSeq and is a predicted model, not a curated record. Bases 401 to 1288 code for a protein of 295 amino acids. Lineage: Eukaryota; Metazoa; Mollusca; Bivalvia; Mytilida; Mytilidae. The transcript has 2 exons.
UUGUUCGGAUGAACGCUUACUCCAUGAACACUGUCAUACACGUUAAUGUUUUGAUCGAUCCCGUUCAUUGAUCAGCCGAGCCAAGACAAGUUUUCACCACAGAAAUAUGUUCUUGACCCUUGAACUUGUGACACUUUUAGAAAGAUCAAUAAACGACACAACUGUUGCACAUUUCUUAUAAAGUUUUGCGAGUUUUGUAUGCAUUUUACUUUACAAGUUUGGAUUUCAAUAGAAUACCUGGAUUACACACCUGGACGGACAGGUAAUGUACAUAUUAUCUGAUAAAUCAUUAGUAUUAUGAUCACACGCCGUAAGGUAAAUGAUUCGUAACAAGAAACUCCCGUCAUAACAUCAGAUAACACACGAAAAAGCCAUCGCCCUAGAAAUUAACACGCCUACGAUGGAUUCUGAUCAAAACGAUGAAAUAACUAAGCUUAAACAACAAUUAGUGGAAAAAGAUCAAGAAUUGUCAAAACUUCGUGAAGAGAAAGAUUUAUUAGAAGAAAGUCUUGAAGAAACAGAGGAAACUGUGAAAGAGGCCCGGAAAGGUUUUCAAAAACGCAUAGAUGAAUUGACAAACGAUAUAGAGGAAAAGGAUGAACAAAUCGAUUCACUCACAGGGGAGGUAACUCAAUUAAAGAACAACAAUCAGACACAAGACAGUUCACCGGAAGUUGUAAAUUCUCUGAAAGAGCAACUUCGGUUAAAAGAUGAAACGGUUAUAGAAAUAAAAGAAACACUGCAUAAAGGGGGAAUGACUAUAAAUAAUCUUCACAUGGAAAUAGGUGAUCUAAAGGAUAAGAUGGCGACUGCAAAAGAUUCUAUUACAUUGAAGUCCGAAAAAAUAAAAGAGAUGCGAGACGAGAAUUCUCAACUUAAAUCAACUGUGUCAGAGCUGCAACUUAAACUUGACAAUCUCGAAACGAUACCGGAAGCUGGUUCUGAAAUGUCUGUAGACCCUGAAGCGGGUAAAGUGCAGAUAGAGGUAUUAAAGAAAGAAAUGAGUAGAAAGAAUGAAGAGUUGAUGUCUUUGAGAAUACAGCUUGAGAAAUGUCAGAAACAGUUAAACGACUUGAGCAAAAGUCCUAAAACAACCGAACCUGAUGAAAGCCAACAUUCCUUCAAAGAACCGACCAAAGUCUGUGAUGAAGUAACGCAAAAGAAAUCCAAAAUUAAUGACCUUGAACUACAGUUAGAAAAGGCCCAGUCUGACAACAUGAAAAUUUUGAUUGGCUUUGGGUUAUUAGUACUAGUGAUCGCGGUCUUAGUAGCAAAAUUAAUUUAUUAGAUAUAUUUGUAUUAUAUUGUAAUCAGUAUUAUAUGUGACCGAGUCAAAGUUUAGCCGUCUGUCAAUAAUUUUUACACUAACAAUAUUUCCAUAUUAAUUAUAGUGAAUUUUCAAAAAUAAAAAUGGGUUAACCGUUAUUAACAUACAGUCAAUGUAUUUAUUUUUAUAAUGGUAAUAUUGAUUUUUUUAUUUGUCAAAGAUAUUUUCAUAUAAGCAGGAAAUUGAAAUUUAUCAUGAAGCUCCUCAAUUGAAUUCUCUGACAUUAAGCGACAAAUUUAAAAAAAAAAAUAUAUUACAUCAGGACACAAUUCAAAACACAAUUUAUCGCAAAUUAGCUUUAUUUCUUUUACUUAUUAAAUUAAUUCAUUUUGGUGGCAGGUUUCUUGCAAUGCACAAUCUUUCUGCAUAACGCAUUUAUAACACGUAAACCGAUUGCAAUAAUUUUUUUCAGAUUUUGCUCAACAGCAAUGUGUAGUUAUCAAUAAGUUUAUUAGAUUAAUAAUAUUCUUGUAUAAUAAAAAAUACUAGAGGCUCUCACAUGACUAUUGUCUCUUUACUUGAUAUAUGCUUCAUGAACAAUGUUUUGAAAAUCAGAUGAAAAAAAUAGGUUUAGAAUAAUCUGUCUCUCGUCAUACUUAAUGUCUUAAAAUCAUGCGGAGAGGGUAAAAUAAUUUUUCGAUUGCUUAUUAUGCUUUUCGGACGUCCAACAAGUGCUAGCCUUAAUGGCGAUACUUUUUACGUCUUUCGAUUGCUCUGAUUAUUGUAUAUGACUUGCCAAAUUCGUCCCAACUCGGGCAAUUCCGUACCUUCGUCUAAACUCGGCCGAUUCCAUACCCUCAUGAUGAUAGGAGGAGAGUAGCGGAUUCUACCGAGGAUUGCCGAAUGUCAUCUAAGACGAAGACGGGUGGCGGAUUUACCCGAAGAUUGCCGAUUGUGACGUGCCACAGAAAAACAUUUGCCAUUAUGCCAAAUCAUAGACCAUACAUAAAUUUGAUCAUUUUCGGUCAGUUUUAAUCAUUACGAGUCAUAUAAAAACACCGGAUCGGCAACUACCAAUGUGUUCAAGUUUUGACAAAGAUUUUAAUUGCCAAAAUUGAUUCUGUCGGGUUCAUCGAUGGCCACAAUAUCACGUAGAACACAUGUAAGGACCAUACGAAUACGAUAUACGAAUAGUAACUUUCGAUGAUGUAUUUUUACUAUUUUUAGCCAAAUUUUGUUUCAAGAUUUGCAUGGCGUGAAUGAUCGUUCCUGUUUACAUUCCAAAAUAUCUGCGAAAAUAUGUCGAGUUACAAUAUUUCGUUUCUUAGUUAAACCAAAAGGUCAAUAUUAUCCUUCAAAAGCAGUUUCUGUUUCACAUAUACUUGAAGUAUUAACUCCAGGGGCGGAUCCAGUCAAAUUUUAAAGGGAGGUCAGCACCCAGGACAAAAAAGGGGGGUCCAACUACAUGUCCCCAUGCAAAUGCAUUGAUCGUCCAAAAAAGGGGGGGGGGGGUCAACCCCCGGACCCCCCUGGAUCCGCCACUGAACUCGAAAAUAAUUCGUCAGUUCUAUCGUCAAUUCGACUUGACAGGGAUAUUCAGAAAUUUAGGGAGUGUAUAUACAUUGCACCAAAAUAGUCUUCUUUCAUAUAUCAUGCACAUCCAAUGUUUACAUAUAGUAUAGUUCAGAAUUUAUCUAAAUUUUUGCCAUAUUUUUCAUACUAUUUAUGUAUCAAUAUUAAUUUCAUUAAAUUAAUAUCAAAACCAG